Molecule: messenger RNA, 1715 nt
Organism: Carassius auratus (goldfish)
Lineage: Eukaryota; Metazoa; Chordata; Actinopteri; Cypriniformes; Cyprinidae
Gene: spaw
Product: southpaw
Exons: 3
Coding region: 365-1579 (404 amino acids)
Cellular component (GO): extracellular region
Molecular function (GO): cytokine activity; growth factor activity
Source: RefSeq, a predicted model, not a curated record
AAUUCAUAUAAAAAUUUGAAUGAACAUGAUCGUUUAACUUUGGGUGGCCCAAAAUCAAAGGAUGUCGCUGGCACGUUAAAGAGCACGAGAGUGUCGCGCCUCGCGCACAUAAACUGUCACUGCCUGUGUCUGCACAGUUUCGAGAAGCAGUGAACUUGACAGCUCUGCUCUCCUCUGAUGUGCCUCCUGGAUCAGAGGGAUUCCGCGGAGACCACAGGAUGACAGGGGUCAUCAGGGGCCAGCUGCACACUUUAAAAGCACUGUCCACAGCUCGGACACCUCGAUCACUCGGACCUCAGACGAGCCAGGAGGAGGAAUCGGACGCGAUCGAUCGGUUCACAAUUGAAAACUUUAUUGAUUCGCAAUGGAAACCCAGCCAAUCAUAUUGCUCGCUGUCUUGGUGGUUUCCUUGAUGCACGCUGGAUGCGGAAAGAUCGAUAAUGACGGCGCACUCACGGGAGAACAUCGUGAAGUUUUCAUAGGUUCAUAUUCCGACUUAAGUCUCCAGUCGUAUCCAAAUUACCCGCUGUACAUGAUGCAGUUAUACAGAGACUUCAGCGGUACGAUGGCAACUACUCCAGCCAGUGUCGACAACCCAACUCUUCAUCAGUCUGACUUCGUCCUAAGCCUGAUUGCACAAGACUGUCAUCAAACUGGUGAGCGAUGGUCGGUCACUUUCGACAUGUCUUCCCUCUCAGCGAGAGACAGCAUUCAACUUUCAGAGCUCCGCAUCCAUCUGCCAGCGUUUUCUGCGUCCAGACGCGUUAUUGUGGACAUCUUCCACUUACAUACACAGGAUUGUGAGUUUUGUCACCAUAAGCGACUUUUUAUAGGCAGCAUCAGGUCAGUGCCCGGCAGUUCAACAUCAUCCUGGAGAGUUUUCAAUGUCACGGAGUUACUCGAGCAGUGGUUGAAUCAGAGGACCGAGGCACCUGAACAGAUCCCGACACCUGACGCCGGAGAGGACACCGGGAGCGGGGAAGACUUACCUGAACCUUUUACACGCAGCUGGCGAACAAAAAUCCAGCAUCCCACAGCAGAACGAGUUAUGAUUGUAGUGUUCUACCGAAACAAACUUUCCCACAGUGGCCAGCAGCGUGCCUCCAGCUUGAUCAAUACAGUGGCCCGCUCCAAAUAUGUCGUCCUGAACCGGGCAGCAGACACAGCUCAAGCUCGUCGCCACAAAAGGAACCGGGUCGAAAGGAUGCGCGCUACAGAUGAUAGAAACGCGACGGGAGUUGUAUCGCCUCGAGAGCAACAUCAAGGAUCACUUUGUCGUCGAGUUGAUAUGUGGGUGGAUUUUGAUCAGAUUGGAUGGGAUGAAUGGAUCGUGCACCCUAAGCGUUAUAAUGCGUACCGCUGUGAAGGAGAAUGUCCAAGUCCAUUGGAUGAGUCUUUCAACCCAACAAACCAUGCUUAUAUGCAGAGUUUGUUGAAGCUUUACCAUCCGGAGCGCGUUACCUGUCCAUCAUGUGUCCCGACGCGCCUCAGCUCGCUCUCCAUGCUGUACUAUGAAGGCGAUGGUUUGGUCAUGCGCCACCACGAGGACAUGAUCGUGGAGGAGUGCGGAUGUCAUUAAUGAAGUGUGUUUCUGUGUUGUCAUAGAAGACGAAUUUCAGUGCGCUACUCUGUUAACUCUUAAACGGUUUAAUAACAUUCCAUUCCAUUAUGCUGAACUAAAGUACGCGCUUUCAAAUGAGAACCACUGAAAUGCU